UUCGAGAGCCGGCACGCGACCAAAACCCGAAUUCCCCUUCCCCUCUCGCCCACGGGAUUUCCUCCUCCUCUUCUUCCCCGCCUCCUCAGAUCCAUCAACCCAUCCAUCCAUCCGUUUUACCAUCCGGUCCGGCCGCCAUCGCCGUCCGUUCGUCUGACCCCCACCUCCCCUCUCCGCCUUCUCGCUCGCAGGGGCCGCAGGCGAUUCGAUUCGACCCGACCCGAUCCCGUUCGGUCCAUGGCGACGGCUGCGGCGGCGCUCGCGGUGACGGACGAGCUGGCCCUGCCGCUCCGCGCGGUGGCGGACCUGGCGGCCGCCGCCGGGGUCUCGCGGGAGGAGGUCGUCGUCAUCACGCAGUGCGCCACGCUCGGUGGGAAGUUGCCUUUUGAUGACGCGUCCGUGGGUUCUGUUCUUUCUGUCAUAAAAAAUGUGGAGAGCUUUGGGGAUAAGUUGGUUGCUGAAAUUAGCCGAGUGCUGAAAGCUGGUGGAAUUGUGCUGGUACAGAGCUUCACACCCUCCACUGAUCAGAAGCCAAACAAUUAUAUCGAGCGCCAGCUACUCAUGGGUGGUUUUGUUGAAGUGCAAGCUUCUGCUACAAGCUCGCAGGAUAGCGUGCAAUCUGUUACCAUCAAGGCAAAGAAGCCAUCCUGGAGUAUGGGCUCAUCCUUCCCCCUGAAGAAAGCAGUAAGGGCUCUUCCAAAGAUUGAAAUUGACGAUGAUGACGAACUGAUUGAUGAAGACAGCCUCUUGACCGAGGAGGACUUGAAGAAACCACAGCUUCCAGUUGUUGGAGAUUGUGAGGUGGGAGCCACAAAGAAGGCAUGCAAGAACUGCAGUUGUGGCAGGGCCGAGGCUGAGCAGAAGGUGGAGAAGCUGGGGCUGACUGCAGAACAGAUCGAUAACCCUGUGUCAGCUUGUGGCAGUUGUGGGUUGGGCGACGCGUUCCGAUGCAGCACCUGCCCAUACAGAGGCCUGGCACCGUUCAAGUUGGGCGAGAAGGUUACCUUGUCUGAUAACUUCCUCUCAGCCGACAUAUGAUGACGGACGACAAGCCGCGGAUAUGAAAUGCGCCUUGUUCGAUUUGUUGGUUCUUUAGGAAUAUAUCUAUGUAUGGUUUUUCGUGGUGAUGGUGGCGAUUACAGCAGAAGAAGAGUGUGUUUGGAGUAGUAGCUUGUGCUAGCAUGUCGUGCGCGGUGUCCUUGCAGUCAGUUCCCUCAUCUAACGUAGGUUAAAGUGGGGGUUGGAUCGUGUGUGCGCCUCUCUGUUCGGCAACAAGAUUACGUGCAUGUAAUUUGACUGUGAAACAUACAGUAUGAUGGAAAGACUUUGUUUUGCUA
Hordeum vulgare subsp. vulgare (domesticated barley) is the source of this 1337-nucleotide messenger RNA. Its product is annotated as anamorsin homolog. The record is from RefSeq and is a predicted model, not a curated record. The transcript has 7 exons. Gene Ontology annotation, molecular function: iron-sulfur cluster binding. Bases 238 to 1038 code for a protein of 266 amino acids. Gene Ontology annotation, biological process: iron-sulfur cluster assembly. Gene Ontology annotation, cellular component: cytoplasm. Lineage: Eukaryota; Viridiplantae; Streptophyta; Magnoliopsida; Poales; Poaceae.